Dromiciops gliroides (monito del monte) is the source of this 1074-nucleotide messenger RNA. It is a transcript of the gene NDUFB2, whose product is annotated as NADH:ubiquinone oxidoreductase subunit B2. Lineage: Eukaryota; Metazoa; Chordata; Mammalia; Microbiotheria; Microbiotheriidae. The transcript has 3 exons. Gene Ontology annotation, cellular component: mitochondrial inner membrane. The record is from RefSeq and is a predicted model, not a curated record. Bases 82 to 408 code for a protein of 108 amino acids.
AGUGACGUUUGGGGAAAGGGCGGGGUCAGGUCGCGACAGCUCCGCAGUGUCCGGGCUCCGGCUCUGCGGACUCCUGCGGUCAUGUCGGCGCUGAGGCGGCUGGGCCCUUUCCUUCGCAAGGGAGGCCGGCGCUUUCUGGAGGGUCCGAGCGAGCGGACAGCUGGUCGCUGCAUCGGAGGAGUCCGGCAUGCUGGAGGUGGUGUCCACAUUCAACCUCGCUACCGGCAAUAUCCCCAACUGACAAAAUCUCAAGUGUUCCAAGCUGAGCUGUUAAGUGCCACAAUGUGGUUUUGGAUUCUCUGGCGUUUUUGGCAUGACUCAGAUGCUGUAUUGGGUCAUUUUCCAUAUCCAGAUCCUUCUAAAUGGACAGAUGAAGAAUUGGGUAUUCCCCCUGAUGAUGAAGACUAAAGCAUUGUCAUCACUGCUACAAGUAGGUGCUACCAAGCACCUCAUUUCCCAGUAAUUACAACUGCUAUUUAAAUUUAAAAAAAUGUUUAAUUGAUGUUCUUUUCUUUUUCAACAUCAUUGUCAUUUCACAAUAAAUAAUCCCCCUCCCCCAAUAGACUUUUUUUUUUUAAUUAACAAACUAUUGCAGUGAAGGAAAACACUUGGUUACAUCUUAAAAUGCCUUGUUUCAUAUCCGUAGAAAACCACCUUUAUUCAGAGAGGUUAGAGGCAUGUUCACCAUCAGUCCUCCAAAGUUAGGAUUAGACAGUGCAUUAAUCAGAGUUCUGAAGUCUUUCAAUGUUAUUUUCUUUUAUAUUAUUAUGCUCAUUUUGGAAACUGUCUUCCUGGUUCUGCUAUUUUUGCUCAAAAUUAGUUCAUACAACUCUCAGUUUUUCUGAAUUCUUUAGUCUCUUUAUGUUAACAAUAAUAUUCCAUUACAGUCGUAUAAUAUGGUUUGUUCAGCCACUUUACCAAUCAAUGGACAGUCAUUUUUCUAGUUCUUGGCUAUUACAAAAAGUACUGCUAUAAAUAUUUUUGUACAUAUGGGACCUUUCCCUUCUUCUUUGAUUUUCUUUGGGGUAUAUGUGUGUUAUCACUGGGUUAAAGGGGAUAUACAUUUUAGUGACU